This is a messenger RNA of Rotaria sordida, 693 nucleotides long. The record is from the annotation of a GenBank genome assembly. Lineage: Eukaryota; Metazoa; Rotifera; Eurotatoria; Philodinida; Philodinidae.
AUGUCCAUUAAAGCUGAAUUACAACAGCAAUUAAAAGAAAUCGGUUAUGACCUUGGUCCAUUCACAUCAAAAGAUACAUUAUCGAUUAUACGAUGUCUUCAUUCCGUGGUAUUAACAGAAAAAAAUGUCAAUGUUGCAAAAUUAAGUGAUCUUGAACUUCGAACAAAUUUAAUUCAACGUGGUUUUAUUGUUGGACCUAUUACAAAUCAUACUCGUGCUAUUUAUCAACGUAAAUUACUCGAAGUAUUAACUAAUCAAACAACAAAUGGACAAGAUGAUGAAUUUGAAAUCGAUGAAUCAAUGUAUCAAACUGAAUAUGAUAUCAAUGAAAAUAAUACUUCGUAUCCAAAUAUUUUUCGUACAAAAUAUUCAUCGGGAAAUUCUAAUUCAGAUAAUUUUCAAACGACUGAACCAAUGAUUAUUCGACAUGAUUAUAAAGCAACUUCAUCAUCAAGAAAUUCAUCAAAACGAAAUACUUAUGAGGAAUCGAAUGAAAUACGACCACGUAUUGUAAUUAAAUCAAAUGAAAUUAAGAAAGAUAUUACAUCGAAAAAGAUUCAAGAUAAAUCUACAAAUAAAAAUGAUAAAUUACAAGAUAUAAAUAAGAGUAAUAAUGGUACAUUUGUUUAUGCUGCUAUAACAAUUAUUGUUGCUUUAGUUGUUUUUUUUGCUUAUUUAUGGUUUGAAAAAUGA